AUGGUGGAGAUAGCUACUGCAGACAUAUCCAAGCAGUUAACUAUCAUAGGCUCAGCAACGUGUGGAAAGACAAGUAUUCUUACCAGGCAUGUGAAAAGAACAUUCGGGACAGAGAUAAGCCCCACGGUGUUCAAUUCUGUCAGCAACACAUACAAGCAUAAAGAUUACGUAGUCGAGUUAAGACUUUGGGACACAGCUGGGCAAGAUGAAUAUGCCAGAUUCAGGCAUCUUGCAUUGCCUUCUGCAGACUACAUCAUGAUAGUGUAUGCUAUUGAUGACCGAUCCUCCUAUGCAGAGGUCAAGAACAGUCUUGUUGGACAAGUGAAGGAAAAGGCACCUCAAGCCAAAUACUUCCUUGUUGGAGCAAAAAUUGAUCUGAGGGAGGAUUGCAAGAGGCUUGAAGAGCUUGCCAGGAGUGGAGACUCUCCAAUAACUACCUCUGAAGGCCUAGAGCUUUCUCAAAGCAUUGGAGCGAUAGGGUAUUUUGAGUGCUCUGCAAAGAACAACAUUGGAAUUGACGAUAUCUUUGAGAAAAUUUCCAAGUAUGCUUUGAAGGCUCAUCUAAAGGAAAGUAGGUCCUUCAUAGGAGGAAUACUUGCUUCCCUGUGGGACUUUCUUUGCUGCCGGAAAAUAAAUUGA
Messenger RNA from Encephalitozoon romaleae SJ-2008, 639 nucleotides. RefSeq names its product Rho Ras-like GTP-binding protein. Gene Ontology annotation, biological process: small GTPase-mediated signal transduction. The coding region runs from base 1 to 639 and encodes 212 amino acids. NCBI's taxonomy places the organism in Eukaryota, Fungi, Microsporidia, Unikaryonidae. The record is from RefSeq and is a predicted model, not a curated record. The transcript has a single exon. Gene Ontology annotation, molecular function: GTPase activity; GTP binding.